This is a messenger RNA of Fomitopsis serialis, 1050 nucleotides long. RefSeq lists its product as uncharacterized. Bases 1 to 1050 code for a protein of 349 amino acids. The transcript has 5 exons. NCBI's taxonomy places the organism in Eukaryota, Fungi, Basidiomycota, Agaricomycetes, Polyporales, Fomitopsidaceae. The record is from RefSeq and is a predicted model, not a curated record.
AUGUAUCAAGACUUCAAACAGCUGGGUAUUCCGGCACCCUCGUACACGAUCCUCCAAAGUUGGCAGAGCGGGGCGGUGUUGUGCUGCUGGGAUUUGCAACUAGGGGAGGAUGUGGUCGCCAAUGCACGGAAGAAAGUGCAGGACAUCAUAACACUCGGUUCUUACCGGAAGCAUCAGAUCGCGGAGAUCAAGGUGUUGAGUCCAUGGCUCAUCUCGCCGUCGAACUCACGUACUGAAUAUGACUCCUCCGGCGCCGCGGACGCACUCCCUACGUCCCACAAGAGGGCACUUUCCACCUCGGCUGAUACGCUACCUGCCGAACUGAAACGACGUCGCGUCAGCGGCUACAUCGACGGGAAACUGCAAAACUGGGUCUCACGGGCAUCCGCCGUCACUGCGAUCACCCACACCACCGUCAGGUCCGAGGACUUCUUUUCGGGUUCAUCCCAUCGGCGAGCUCGAUCUCUACAGUCUGGCAGUCUUGGCCGCGCGGAAUCGAUCACGGGAGGCAGCCUCUCUGUUGUCUACGAGGGCGAUAACAUCAACCCUCCCUCGGGCGGUUCUAUCUCUCGCUCUGUAGCUUCUAGGCAUCUGAAUCACCUUGGUCUCGCAACUGAUGAUGCUAUGUCUUCGACUGGCCAGCCUGGGGAUCGCUCAGCCACGGCAGCCGGCGGCCUGCCAUCUGCCAAAUCUCAUUCUGCCAACGCCAUUGUUCCUGCUUCAGCCUCGCCUCAGGCUCCCGACAACGACUCUGAUGUCUCGUAUAUGGGAUCUCAACUGUCUGACGUCUCCGCUGCUUUGGCCUUCAGCACUCUAUCUGCCCCUUUGCUCAUUGACUCCGAAGACUUGGUCAGUGGCGUGCCAGCGAUUCUGCCUUCAAGCAACACCGCAACAGGAAGUGCCGAGGACUCGGACGACCAACGCUUGCAAGACUUGAACACCGCCCUCGUGAAUCGUGUCAAUGACAACUCCAUACAGAUCAUCGCGCUUCUGGCGGAGAAAAGGGGCACUCUGAGUCCGGAGAUUGACAUGGUCAAUUUUAAGGGCUAG